UUCUAGUGCAAGUGACCUGAUCGUCUUUUGUCCUAACAAUAUUAUCCCACGAGAGGGUAUGCAAUAUUUGGCUCAAAUAGCUUGUUUGUAAAUUAAGGCCACAGCUAGCUGAAAAUAAAGCAGAGAUGGUUGGGUGGAUAUAUUUAGUUGUUGCAACACUGGUGCUGAGCAUGAGCCGAGAAGGGUGGGUGAAGGGAGAAGAUUAUGUCACUUACGACAGAAGAUCUUUAAUCAUCAACGGCCAAAGGAAAAUUCUAUUUUCUGGUUCUAUUCACUAUCCUCGCAGCACUCCUCAGCUGUGGCCAUCUUUGAUAGCCAAAGCAAAGGAAGGAGGAGUUGAUGUGAUUCAAACUUAUGUGUUUUGGAAUCAGCACGAGCCCCAGCCUGGUCAGUACGACUUUAGUGGAAGAAACGAUUUGGUGAAAUUCAUGAAAGAAAUCCAAGCACAAGGGCUCUAUGCUUGCCUUAGGAUUGGACCGUAUAUUGAAAGUGAAUGGACUUACGGGGGAUUUCCAUUUUGGUUGCAUGAUGUCCCUGGCAUUGUUUAUCGAACAGAUAACGAACCUUUUAAGUACUACAUGCAAAACUUUACUACAAAAAUAGUAAACCUGAUGAAGUCAGAGGGAUUAUAUGCAUCCCAACGAGGCCCAAUAAUACUCUCACAGAUUGAGAAUGAAUAUCAAAAUAUCGAAGCAGCUUUCCAUGAAAAAGGAGCUGCUUAUGUUCAAUGGGCAGCAAAAAUGGCAGUCGACCUUGGAACUGGUGUACCAUGGGUGAUGUGCAAGCAAACUGAUGCUCCUGAUCCAGUGAUUAAUACAUGUAAUGGUAUGAGGUGUGGAGAAACUUUUGUAGGACCCAACUCAGUCAACAAGCCAUCCAUGUGGACAGAAAAUUGGACAUCUUUCUAUCAAGUAUAUGGCGGAGAGCCAUACAUAAGAUCAGCUCAAGAUAUUGCAUUUCAUGUUACACUUUUCAUAGCAAAAAGGGGAUGUUACAUAAACUAUUACAUGUACCACGGUGGAACAAAUUUCGGAAGGACAGCAUCCGCUUAUGUGAUAACAAGUUACUAUGAUGAAGCUCCGCUUGAUGAAUAUGGUUUGCUAAGACAACCAAAAUGGGGACAUCUUAAGGAAUUGCAUACUGUGAUAAAGAAUUGCUCUACGCCUUUACUGCAAGGAGUGCAAACCAAUUUCUCAAUAGGUCAAUUUCAACAGGCUUAUGUUUUUGAAGAAGAAAGUGGAGGAUGUGUUGCGUUUCUUGUAAACAAUGAUUCCACAAGUAAUGCUACUGUGCAAUUCCGAAACAAUUCGUUCGAAUUGUUGCCCAAGUCGAUUAGCAUUCUACAAGACUGUCAAAAUAUAAUUUUCAACACUGCAAAGGUAAACACAAAGCCAAACAAGAGAAUAGCCACAUCAAGCAAAAUAUUUAAUGCAGUUGAUAGUUGGGAAGAAUUCAGAGAUGUCAUCCCAAACUUUUCAGAUACCUCACUUCAAUCAAAUUCAUUAUUAGAGCAUAUGAAUACAACCAAAGAUAAAUCUGAUUACCUUUGGUAUACAUUAAGCUUUCAACCCAAUUCAUCAUGCGAAGAACCUGUGUUUCACAUUGAGUCAUUUGGACAUGCUGUGCAUUCCUACAUCAACAACAAAUUUUUAGAAGCUGGACAUGGAAGCCAUGAUACUAAAGGAUUUACCAUGGAUGUUCCAAUUAGCUUAAUUGAUGAUGGUAUGAACAAUGUAUCAAUACUUAGUGUUAUGGUUGGGUUACCGGACUCAGGAGCUUUUCUAGAGAGUAAAUUUGCUGGAUUGACUAGAGUCGAAAUUCAGUGUUCUAACACAGACUUAUAUGACUUUACCAAUUAUACAUGGGGAUAUCAGGUUGGUUUGGUAGGGGAGAAGUUACAAGUUUAUAAAGAAGAAAAUUUAGAGGAGGUGGAAUGGACUGAGAUUGAUCUUUCUACAAACAAGUCACUCACUUGGUAUAAGACUGUGUUUGAUGCACCCAUUGGAGAUGAUCCAAUUGCCUUAAACCUUAGUUCAAUGGGAAAAGGAGAAGUUUGGGUGAACGAUCAAAGUAUUGGUCGCUAUUGGGUUUCAUUUCAUACUUCUAAAGGAAAUCCCUCGCAAACUUUGUACCAUGUGCCUCGCUCAUUUCUCAAACCUUUUGGAAAUCUAUUAAUUGUACUUGAAGAGUUGAAUGGGGAUCCUCUUCAUAUUUCUUUACACACCAUUUCAAUACUUGAUAAUUUUUAUUCACCAAUUUCUUACUAUCAUCUCCCUCACUAAUAUAUAGACUACAUCCCCUUAUCAUUGUGGAACUACUCUCCUUGUAUAUACGUUCUUUAUUCUACAACUCGAUUUAUAUAAUCAUG
Molecule: messenger RNA, 2368 nt
Organism: Durio zibethinus
Lineage: Eukaryota; Viridiplantae; Streptophyta; Magnoliopsida; Malvales; Malvaceae
Product: beta-galactosidase 6
Biological process (GO): carbohydrate metabolic process
Molecular function (GO): hydrolase activity, hydrolyzing O-glycosyl compounds
Source: RefSeq, a predicted model, not a curated record